This is a messenger RNA of Chaetomium fimeti, 1299 nucleotides long. RefSeq names its product MT-A70-domain-containing protein. Gene Ontology annotation, cellular component: nucleus. Gene Ontology annotation, molecular function: methyltransferase activity. NCBI's taxonomy places the organism in Eukaryota, Fungi, Ascomycota, Sordariomycetes, Sordariales, Chaetomiaceae. The transcript has a single exon. The record is from RefSeq and is a predicted model, not a curated record. The coding region runs from base 1 to 1299 and encodes 432 amino acids.
AUGGCUCCAUCCAGUAUCCUCUGGCAAAACGACCGCAAAACGGUGGUCCUACUCGACCUCCCACGGUCAAUUGAGGAAGCUCAAGUCCCUUCGAGUCAGCUGACUGCCGGUAAUGGUGAAGCCCCAAUCAAGCUGCGCAGGCUAGUCUCGGCAUUGCCCCCGGCAUGCCCUUUCCCGACCCCGGAGCCCCGGAAGGCGGGCGGAUCCGAACCGCCGACCGCGUCGCCCUCAGCGCAAGUGGCUGAGCUGAUGACCCAAGCGGCGGUGGAAUCCGCCCUGGAAGAGAUCAAGGCGUCGUCAUAUGACGGACCCUGGUGCCUCCCACGCAUCUUGACAAACCCAACCCAGCCCCAGAAGCCGCCCCCAACAAGCUCACGUGCCACUCCCCCGGCAGCAGCAGCAGCAGCAACAGACAACAACCCCCCUCACAACAACAACCACCAUCCCUCCCCAUCAAACCCUCCCCUCCCCUCCCCCUUAGACUACCACCUCCCCCCCAACGCGCACCCCAUCCCCGCCACCAUCCCCCCAACAUCCCCCACCACACAGCAACCCUGCCCCCUCACAACCGCCACCCCCCCGCACUUCUUCCACCUCCUCCUCCUCGACCCGCCCUGGCCGAACCGCUCCGCCAAGCGCAAGCGCACCGGCGCGGGGGCCUACACGCCGGCACCCAACACAACCGCCAUCCGCACUCUCCUCAACAACAUCCCCGUGGCGACGCGCCUGGCGCCGGGCGGGCUGGUGGGCGUGUGGGUGACCAACGCCGGGCGGUUCGCGUCGCUGCUGACGGGGCCGAGGGGGGUGAUGGAGGCGGGGUGGGGGGUGGAUGUGGUCGGGGAGUGGACGUGGUUGAAGGUGACGAGUAAAGGGGAGAUGGUGGUGGGGGUGGAUUCGGUGUGGAGGCGGCCGUGGGAGAGGUUGGUUAUUGGGAGGAGGAGGGGUGGGGAUGGGAGUGGGAAUGGGGGUGGGAAUGGGGGUGGGAAUGUGGGUGGAAUGGGGAGUGGGAUGGGGAGUGGGAGUGGUGCGGUGGCGGGGAAGGUGAUUGUUGCGGUGCCGGAUGUGCAUUCGCGGAAGCCGAAUCUGAGAGGGCUUUUCGAGGAACUGUUGCCGGAGCGGUAUGAGGCGCUGGAGGUGUUUGCGAGGAAUCUGACGGCGGGCUGGUGGGCUUGGGGGGACGAGGUUCUCUUAUUUCAGAAAAGGGAGUGUUGGGUUGAGGCAGGGGAGGGGGAGGGGGGUGGUGAAGAGAGUGAUGGUGAGGGUGAGGGCGUGGCAGACGGCGAGGGUGCUGGGACGUGA